Molecule: messenger RNA, 3013 nt
Organism: Cajanus cajan (pigeon pea)
Lineage: Eukaryota; Viridiplantae; Streptophyta; Magnoliopsida; Fabales; Fabaceae
Biological process (GO): protein phosphorylation
Molecular function (GO): protein kinase activity; ATP binding
Source: RefSeq, a predicted model, not a curated record
AUUAUGAGGCAUGAAAUCCUGUUCUACUCCAUAUUCCGUAAUUUCCCUGCAUAUUCCCCAAUUUCAAGGAACCAGCCAACCAAAAGAAUCUGAAACAUUUCACCCGCUGCUAUUGCGUGCGUGUCCACUAUUUUCAUUUUCCCUUCGCUUGUUUGCCCCACAAUAACGGUAGUAGACCGCGUAACACCCAAUCAGAUCCACCCAGCGUCGGUGGUUAACGCCCUCUCCCACCCUCCGCCACCGCACGCCGAUUCCGAUCCAGCAUGUUCAAAUUCCUGAAGGAGGUCGUCGGCGGAUCUGGCACCGGCAUCAAGGAUCUCCCUUACACCGUCGCCGAACCUUACCCUUCCGCGUGGGGCUCAUGGACUCAUUCUCGCGGCACCUCCAAGGAUGACGGUUCUCCCGUCUCCGUUUUCUCUCUCUCCGGCUCCAACGCUCAGGACGGUCACCUCGCCGCCGCGCGCAACGGCGUCAAGCGCCUCCGAACUGUGAGGCAUCCGAACAUCUUGUCGUUUCUUCACAGCGCGGAGAUCGAGACUCACGAUGCAGGCUCUCCUAAGGUCACGAUAUACAUUGUGACGGAGCCGGUGAUGCCGCUGUCUGAGAAGAUCAAGGAGUUAGGGCUUGAAGGUACACAAAGGGAUGAAUAUUAUGCUUGGGGUCUUCAUCAAAUAGCUAAAGCUGUGAGCUUCUUGAAUAAUGAUUGUAAACUUGUUCAUGGUAAUGUUUGCUUGGCUAGUGUUGUUGUAACACCAACUUUGGAUUGGAAGCUUCAUGCUUUUGAUGUUCUAUCAGAGUUCGAUGGGGGCAAUGAAACGUCUUCUGGCCAAAUGCUGCAAUAUGCAUGGCUUGUUGGAUCACAAUACAAACCGAUGGAGUUGGCGAAAUCAGACUGGGAUGCAGUUAAGAAGUCUCCUCCAUGGGCAAUUGAUUCUUGGGGCAUGGGCUGCUUAAUCUAUGAGGUAUUCUCUGGUCUGCGGUUGGGCAAAACAGAGGAGUUACGCAACACUGGUUCCAUUCCCAAGUCUCUGCUUCCAGAUUACCAACGAUUAUUGAGUUCCAUGCCCUCUCGUAGAUUAAAUACAUCAAAGCUUAUAGAAAACAGCGAGUAUUUUCAAAAUAAGUUAGUAGACACAAUACAUUUCAUGGAAAUUCUCAGUUUGAAAGAUAGUGUGGAGAAAGACACAUUCUUUCGCAAGCUUCCAAAUUUAGCCGAGCAACUUCCUCGCCAGAUAGUGUUGAAGAAGUUAGUUCCUUUAUUAGCUUCUGCCCUUGAAUUUGGUUCAGCUACCGCCGCAGCUUUGACUGCAUUGUUGAAAAUGGGUUCAUGGCUUUCAGCUGAGGAGUUUAAUGUCAAGGUGCUUCCAACAAUUGUAAAACUCUUUGCCUCCAAUGAUCGAGCUAUUCGAGUUGGCCUUCUUCAACAUAUUGAUCAAUAUGGGGAGUCUUUAUCAGCACAAGUUGUUGAUGAGCAAGUUUACCCGCAUGUUGCUACUGGGUUCUCUGAUACAUCUGCUUUUCUCAGGGAACUGACUCUUAAGUCUAUGUUAAUUCUGGCUCCAAAGUUGUCUCAAAGAACCAUGUCAGGGUCGUUAUUGAAAUAUCUGUCAAAGUUGCAGGUUGAUGAAGAACCAGCAAUUAGAACAAAUACUACCAUAUUAUUAGGCAAUAUUGGAAGUUACUUAAACGAAGGAACAAGAAAAAGAGUUUUGAUUAAUGCAUUUACAGUCCGAGCAUUACGUGAUACUUUUCCACCUGCUAGAGGAGCAGGCAUAAUGGCUUUAUGCGCCACCAGUUCCUACUAUGACAUCACUGAAGUUGCAACCCGGAUUCUUCCUAAUGUUGUUGUGCUCACAAUUGAUCCUGAUAGUGAUGUUAGAACUAAGGCGUUUCAAGCUGUUGAUCAGUUUUUGCAGAUAGCAAAGCAACAUUAUGAGAAGACAAAUGCAGCAGAUAGCACUGGCGGUGCAAGUUUGGGAAGCUCAUCUGUUCCAGGAAAUGCUAGUUUGCUUGGAUGGGCUAUGAGCUCCUUGACCUUGAAGGGUAAACCUUCUGAUCAUGCUCCAGUUGCUUCUGCGAGUUCAACUGCAAUCACAUCAACAUCUUCUAAUGGCACCACAGAUAUAGAGAUGCCAUCAACAGCGCCAGCCCGCGUAAGCUCUACAACAGAUUUGGCCGAACACCCUGUCCCUACAUCUCCUACAUCAACCGAUGGCUGGGGUGAACUUGAGAAUGGAAGUAAUGAGGAGCAUGAAGGUGACAGGGAUGGGUGGGAUGAACUAGAACCACUUGAAGAGAUAAAGCCAACUCCAGCUCUUGCAAACAUUCAAGCAGCCCAAAGGCGGCCUGUUUCUCAACCUAUUUCACAGGCAAAACAAGCCUCAAAUUUGCGCUCCAAAAGUACACCAAAAUUGAACAAGGAUGAGGAUGAGGAUUUGUGGGGGUCUAUAGCAGCUCCUGCACCAAAAACUUCAAAACCUUUAAAUUUGAAAGCAUCUAGAAGUGAAGAUGAUGAUCCUUGGGCCGCCAUUGCUGCUCCUGCACCCAUUACCAAGGCCAAGCCCUUAUCGGCUGGAAGAGGUAGGGGAACCAAACCUGCUGCUCCAAAAUUAGGUGCUCAGCGGAUAAACCGGACAUCAUCAGGCAUGUAAUCCAAAUUUCCAAAGAAGAAAAAGGAAUGGCGAAAGAGUUAAUCUUCCUGCUAUUUGCCCCUUUCUCCUGGUGGCUGUGAUCAUGUUAAGUUACAAGAAUCCGUCUCUAUGAUAUAUGAAUUACAUUUGUGAUUUUGUUGACAUAAUUGAUUUGUAAUACUAUUCUUUUGCAUGUCAAGAAUUUAACCAGAAGGGAAAUCUUCUUGGCAGCAUUUUGUGAAUUUUUGUAAGGCAACAAGGCUGUGUGUGGUAUAUUUGCUACAUCUUUUGGGUUUUCUUAACAUUUUUAUUUGAAGAACAAUUAACAAUUAGAUGUAAUGUAAUUAAUUUCAUAAUAUGUAGGAACGUUUUUUGUUAUUGGA